AAUGUAAUCCAGGCUUUUCUUGUUCCAAGAAAUAAUAAAUUUUCCAAGAACUUUGCCUGAAUUUCUGCCGUUUUAUCGGCUGUUUACCUGAAAUGGCAAAUCCCAACGAUGCUGGAGAUCGUCAGGUGAUCCUAGCGACUGCCGGGUAUGACCACACGAUCCGAUUUUGGCAAGCACACACGGGAAUUUGCCACAGGACAGUCCAACACCAAGAUUCUCAAGUAAAUUGUUUGGAAAUAACACCCGACAAACAUCUACUAGCUGCAGCAGGCUAUCAGCACAUUCGUAUGUAUGACAUUAAUUCUAACGAGGCGUCCCCAGUCAUUAACUACGAGGGGAUCUCCAGGAACGUGACGGCCGUUGGAUUUCAGGAAGACGGGAAAUGGAUGUUCACCGGAGGAGAGGACUGUACAGCCAAGAUAUGGGAUCUUAGAAUGAGAAACUUGCAAUGUCAAAAGAUCUUUCAAGUCAACGCGCCCGUCAACUGCGCCUGUCUUCAUCCAAAUCAGGGAGAGCUUAUAGUCGGCGACCAGAGUGGAACAGUUCACAUAUGGGAUUUGAGAAGUGGCCACAACGAACAACUGGUGCCCGAGCCAGACUCUUCCAUCCAGCAUCUCAGCAUCGACUCAGAGGCCACCCACAUGGCCGCCAUCAACAACAAAGGCAACUGCUACAUCUGGCGGGUCUCGCCCGGCAAGGAGGACCCCAUCUCCCAACUCCUCCCGAAGACCAAGAUCCCCGCCCACAAGAAGUACGGCAUCAAGUGCAAGUUCAGUCCUGACUGCACGCUUCUUGCCACAACAGCAGCCGACCAGACAGUGAAGAUUUGGAAGACGGCUGACUUCAGUCUCCUGACCACGCUGACCGACGCAGUCCAGAGAUGGGUCUGGGAUUGCGCCUUCUCAUCCGACUCACUCUACCUAGUCACAGCCUCAUCGGACCACACAGCAAGGUUAUGGAGUGUCGAGCAAGCGGAAGUCAAGCGCGAGUUUAACGGACAUCAGAAGGCCAUCACAGCCCUGGCUUUCUCCGACGGGGUUUCAACAUGAGUGGCAGAAACUUCUACACUUGGGAAUUUAUUUGAUGAAAUGGAAUUUACGUCUGGAGAUGUAAAUUUUAUAUUUUCUUUUGCUGCUACAUCAGACUCAAACCGGCUGUCUGACCUCCUGCAAGCUCGGUGGUCGAUCGGUAAGACGUCAAGUCUAGUAAGCAGGAGGUCGUGGGUUCGAGUCUCACCCGAGGAGUUUGUGAUUUUUUUUUUGCAAUCCCUCGGACAAUACCAAGUAUACAGUGUUUAUAAUAUACAUGUAUGUCGGCGAAGGGCAAAACCCAAUAUAAAAUUUACUCCAAAGAUAUUGGCAAGAAACUUGUUGGGUUGCUCUGCCUACAUGAGAAAUAUUUUUAAAAUCUGAGUUCCCAGAGAGGUGCUCUAAGAAUUAGCACUUCAGAAUUUACGUGGUACAUUGUGUAUUUCCACGAAUUUUUUUAGCUGGACCAUUUUUCUACCAAUGUUGAAAGUAGACAUGUUACAAAUUUAUGCUUUGUGUAGGUUUGGGCUUUGUUGUGCUUACUAUUCAAGGCAGGAAACACUUUUCACUGUCCAAAACAAAUAACAGCAGCAAGGACAUUGUAAACUGAAGUCUGAAAUACUCUGAAGUGUGUCUGUUGUAAUAGGUGAGCCCAUAAUAUGUAGGAAAACUUGUUCUUUAGUCGAACCCCUUGAGUGAUUUACUAGGAACCUUCCUCACUCUUGCAAAAUCCCACACCAUAUGGUAACUCAACAACCAAACUUUUGGACUCUGAUUAUGAAGGUAUGCCUGACCCAUGCAAAGCAUAAUCAGUUUACAAAUACAAGUACUCGCUCCAACAGUUUCCAGCAAAACAUGCAGUUGGAUUUUGAAAGAUUAGGUGUGGUUAGGGUUAAUCUAUUAUGUUCACACUCUUUAUUACAGAACUUUGACAGUCGCAUCACUUGUGCUCUUCAACAAAUUCAGUUUUUUUCUCUUAAUACAUUUUCAAAUUGCAUGUUUUAUUCCAACCAAAAAUACUCCUAUUUGUAUAGCUUCGGCAUCUGUGAAUUAGCCAUAUUCAGGUUUAUGAAAAUAUACACAUAUGGGUUGGCCAUUAUCACAAUGAAGCAGUAGUGAUUUUGUUACUUCCAAUAGCCCAGCCAGUUUUAAAAGAGUCAAUUUUCACAACAAUGUCAACCUUUUUACACUCAUUUGAGUGCAUUUAAUAAAAUGUACUGUACACAAUUUUGAGGGCCUUUCAAUAAAUGUAAUCCAGAGAUCUAUGUUAACUCAAUUUAUUAUGUAAAUUACAGUAUUGUACAUGUGCAGUAAACAUUUGUGUAAAUAGUAUCAUGAAUACAAAAAAGUGAUUAAAAUAUAAUCAACACAAAUCGAUCUGAAACUGUCAUGUGUUUGACUUUCUUGGCGUUCCCUUUACCGUCCUUUAAUUCCUAACUAUAGUUGGGACGAUUUUUUUCACUUUAUAUUCGCUAUGAAAGCCACUUACAUGUACCUGUUAGAUAACCAGAAAAAAAAGAAAGAAUUUCCAUACCUCUAAAUGUUUUGUUAUCCUGUAAAUUUCAGGGAAAUUUGGAAAGCAUUUGUCCAAAAAAUGAUUUUUCUCAAGGUCAUAGGUCAUGCACCUUUGACCUUUUAAUUCCCCCCCGUUUAUUAACCAGGUUAGUAGCUUCAAAUAUCAAGUGAAAAAUGGUCUAGAUUUCAAAAAUUCAGGAAACAGAACAUUUCAAGAAAUUUGGUACACUACACAUCGCUAUGUGGCUCUAAAUGCAU
This is a messenger RNA of Patiria miniata (bat star), 2801 nucleotides long. Its product is annotated as target of rapamycin complex subunit lst8-like. The transcript is spliced from 8 exons. The record is from RefSeq and is a predicted model, not a curated record. Gene Ontology annotation, cellular component: TORC2 complex; TORC1 complex. Bases 93 to 1049 code for a protein of 318 amino acids. NCBI's taxonomy places the organism in Eukaryota, Metazoa, Echinodermata, Asteroidea, Valvatida, Asterinidae. Gene Ontology annotation, biological process: TOR signaling; regulation of actin cytoskeleton organization. Gene Ontology annotation, molecular function: protein binding.